Molecule: messenger RNA, 594 nt
Organism: Lucilia cuprina (Australian sheep blowfly)
Lineage: Eukaryota; Metazoa; Arthropoda; Insecta; Diptera; Calliphoridae
Product: protein Asterix
Exons: 3
Coding region: 114-452 (112 amino acids)
Biological process (GO): protein insertion into ER membrane
Cellular component (GO): endoplasmic reticulum membrane
Molecular function (GO): protein folding chaperone
Source: RefSeq, a predicted model, not a curated record
UUUGACACUUUUAAUUAAUUUUUUAUCUAGUUUUCCACAAGACGACCUAAUUUUUAAGUUGGAGCAGUAAUUUUUUCUUUGAAUUAUUAAAAUUAAUAUAUCUAUAGAAAAACAUGAAUUCUUCUGUUGAUCCCAGACGUAAAGAAAAGGUAAAUCGCUAUAAGCCACCAGCAAACCAGGGACAAAAUGGCAGUGGUACUAGCAAUGAAGAUUUAACACCUGACUACAUGAACAUUUUGGGCAUGAUCUUUUCGAUGUGUGGUUUAAUGAUGAAAUUGAAAUGGUGUGCCUGGUUUGCUUUGUACUGUUCCUGCAUUAGUUUUGCCAGUUCCCGUGUUAGCGAUGAUGCCAAACAGGUUCUUUCAUCUUUCAUGUUGAGUGUUAGUGCUGUUGUCAUGUCCUAUUUACAAAAUCCCGCUCCCAUGACACCUCCAUGGGUAACUACUUCCUAGUUUGUGGACUUUUGUUUAAAUAUACAUUGAUUUUAUAAAUCUAGAGAAAUUUUAUUAAAAAAAAUAUAUAAAUAAAAAUUGUAAUUUGUCUAAUGGAAUAAAACAAAUACUUAUAAUGGGUAUAAAAAACCGACCUUAUUAA